Messenger RNA from Manis pentadactyla (Chinese pangolin), 899 nucleotides. RefSeq names its product syntenin-2-like. The coding region runs from base 176 to 526 and encodes 116 amino acids. The record is from RefSeq and is a predicted model, not a curated record. The transcript is spliced from 6 exons. NCBI's taxonomy places the organism in Eukaryota, Metazoa, Chordata, Mammalia, Pholidota, Manidae.
GGGAAAAGGGCCACCACCUUCCAAGGAGAGAAACAGACUCGGCAGUGGCUGGAGAAGGACGGGCAGCAGCACCUGGCACAGGGUGUUAAGGAACAGCCAUGUCCACCCUGUACCCAUCUCUGGAGGACCUGAAGGUGGACCACGCCAUUCAGGCCCAGGCCAGACCACACCCAGGAUGUCCGCCCUGCCGGUCCAGGGCACGGCUGUCUCCCAGCCUUCAGUUUUAUACCCAAACCUGGCAGAACUGGAAAAUUAUAUGGGUCUUUCCCUCUCCAGCCAAGAAGUCCAGCGGAGCCUGUUUCAGACUCCAGAAGGCUGCCGUACAGUGGUCUCGGGCCCCUCGCCGGGCAUGCUGGUGGCGCCGGUGUCUGGGAACAGCCUGGGCGCGCGGCGUGCGGAGAUCAAGCCUGGGGUGCGCGAGAUCCACCUGGGCAAGGAUGAGCGUGGGAAGACCGGGCUGCGGCCGCGGGCCAUUGACCAGAUGGCUGUCUGUCGCCAGAAGCCAGGGACACUGAUGCCUCUGUGAGAGGCCUGUACAGUCCAGAGCUUGGGGAUGCAGCCCAGGGUUGAAACCCUGCCUCAGUGGCGGCCCAGUUGUGUGGCAAGGUCGUCCUGUGGAAUGGCUGGUGUCCUUACAAGAGGAGAGACACCUGGAGGGGAUGACCACGUGACACAAACACAGGGAGAAGGCCACGUGACAGCAGAGGCAGGGAUGGAGUGGGCCGUUGCCAGCCAAGGAACCGAGUAUUGCUGGCCACCACCGGAAGCCAGAGAAACAAGGAAGGAUUCUCCCCUACAGAGGGAGCGUGGCACUGCCCACACCGGACUGCUGGCCUCCAGAACUGUGAGACAAUACAUUUCUGUUGUUUUAAGCCCCUGGUGUGUUGUACUUUGUUACA